AUGGCAUCCUUUUGUGUUGUGGUCUGCCUCUUCGUGGCAUGUCUCCCUCGAUCAUUGCAAUCUCAACCUCGAUCACAAGACUUGCAUCAGAACUAUCAACGUCUGUGGAACGCUAUAUGCGAUUUUCUGGCAGCUCAUACUCAUGAAUCUGUUUUCGUGCAGUCUUGCUUGGAAUUGCUGUCGCCUCUCCUCGGUCCUCUAACAAGUUCUAACACUCCUCCUGCCAUUAAGACCAGUCUUAAAGAGCUUGUUGGUCCACUUUCUAAAACGCUCGAGCAUUUGCGCCAGAGCUCAAAGAGUCCAGCUACAGCUGAAGAUCCCAUGGAUCUGGAUGACCGAUUCAUGGCCGAGACCCCACUAGCCACGGAUGAAACUAUUCUUAUCUUGAAUCGGAAUUCUCUGCCUAUCGUCCUUGACCCUAUCACAUAUCAACGCUGUGUCACCAUCCAACUGUCGAUAAUUCUCAGAACCCAAGCAGAUUCCGGCUCAUCAUCUGUCGUCGAAUACCUGACAGGCUUGGAUGAAGCCGAUAUCCUGGCAGCCCAAGCUAUUUUACCUGAAAUUUUCCAGCUCUGCUCGAAAUCGGAGCCCUCAGAACUGCUCUCCAUCCUAGAAGAUUUGGGUGAAAAGUGUCUACAGUCUUAUGAAAUGGAGCGGUGUGAGGCUUCACAUUGCGUUUGCAUCCGCAUGAUGACCAGCUUUGUCGAUUCCUGGACAAAGGGGCCUGACGAUACCUUGAAAGAGUCGGCUAUGGACUUGUAUACUUGGUUCAUGGAAGCGCUGCUGGCUCGGAAGAGAGCUGCCCCGAAAGUCUACAUUGCCUUAGCCGAGCUCAUCCAGGGGGUGAUUAGCACAUGCCCCUCAUACGGCAAUGAGCAGUCUCUUCCGUCACCACGAACAAGUUUGUUCACAAUCCUUCGAGAAGGUGAUGUUCCGGUGAAAUUCAAUGUUGCGAAAUUCAUACCUGCAUUAUUUGAGCGGUUUAUUCUCAAAGACCACGAUGCCAUCUUCGAUGAUGUAUUGGAAAGCUUGCCGCGAGACCCGGAAUGGAUCGAGGGAAUUGCAGUCCGCCUUUUUGUGCUUUCGCAGUUGGCUUCUAGGUGGCACACUCUGCUGCGAAGAAGCAUCUACCAUCUAUUUGAAACCCCAGCUCAAGUGCCAUUAUCACUGUGGUACGCCGAGAGAUGUAUGGUCUCUGUUUCUCAGACCCUUGGUAUGCAAGACGCCAAAGAACUCUUUCGGCUUUUCUCGUCCCAAAUACUCUAUACAUGGACCGAGACACAGAGUAUCAUGUCUAUGCCAUAUAGUAUAUUUGGGUAUGACAGCCUUCAAAAGAUGCUAGUAGAUGUCAAAGAUGAAAUCGUUGGGCAAAUGAUGAUGCGUGCCAAGGAACAAGAGACAAUUGAGCUUGCGAAACACCUCCAGAUUCCACAUCUCGUGCUCUUGGAGACCUCCUUUCACAAGGCCGAGGCAUAUAGCAUCGCACGAGACAUCAGUACUCCUCCAGGACAAGGUAGUCAGCCCAAGGGUGUUGAGAUCCGUCUGCGGAAACUUCUCGGGGCAGACCAAUUCAUGACACAAAUAGAGAGCCAGUUCCCCCUAAUUAUUGCUACGUUUUUCAAAUCCCUCGACUACUACGACCAGAUCGACCGAGCAUUCUCAAAGCGUGAAAACUUCGGUUAUGCGCUCGACAUUCAGACGCAGAUAAUCAACAAAAGCACCUCUCAAAAUUCAUUGCCAGCAAAUCAACAGCCCUCCUUUCGAGCACGAUAUCUCCUGGAUGAGAUUGAGUUUCUUUGCAGACGCAUUGGGUUUGAAUUUGAAUUAAUAUGGACACCAUCGCUGGUGUCUUUUGUUUGCCGUUCGCUGCUUGAAUCAAUACAUCCCGCCCUUGGUUCGCUUCAUGCUUGUUCUGUCAUCCGCAAAAUAAGAAUCCUAACCUGUGUGGCUGGCCCCAUCAUACUUCAAGACUAUCCUCUAGAGAUGACACUAAGCUCUUUGCGACCUUUCCUUGGCGACAUUCAUUGUUCUGAGGAUGCUCUGGGAAUUUUCUGGUAUCUACUCGAGGCAGGGAAACCAUAUCUCCAGGUGACACCAGGAUUCACUGCAGGUAUUGCUGUCUCGACACUGGUCACACUCCGCAGAAUAUUUUCGUCGUUACCUGAGAACACGACUCAGGAAAGUCAGUUGAGAAAAGUGCAGUCAAAUGCAAAAGAAUUCUAUCAAUGGCUGGUCGAGCUCUUCAGAGAGCUCCGUCUCUCUGAUUGGGAUGCAGAAACGAAUGUAUCAUUUGAUCGGCUUGUUUCACUAGCUGAGAAAUUCUCAACAUCUCAGGACUCCUCGGGUGGACAGGUUGGGAAAGAUCUGGUCUUUGAAAUUCUCAAAGACCGGGAUUCUGUGACUUCGCUGUUGAGUAAGCCUGUAGCUGAUCUUGUUCUGUCGCUCUUAUGUCCCGAAUUCGAGCAGACAUCAGACAAUGGGAAUUGGGUCUCGAAUGAAGAUGUGGAUCCCACUUCCCAUGUUGUAUCUCUAUGGCACACACUUCAAAACUCCAAUGGAGGACCUCAGUAUCGACUUUGGGCAGCUCGGGUCAUUGGAAGAUCCUUCGCUGCCACUGGGAAGAUUGAUCAAUUGCUCCUGCGAGAACAGGAUCUCUCACUGUUUCAAUCUCCUGAAACCUCUUUGUCGUCUGAUAUUUUCUGCCAUUCCAAGGCCAGAAUUCUUCGGGUGCUUUGCGAUAUGCUACACGUGCAAAAGCAUUUUGAAGCUGGCCUGUUUGAGCGUACUUUGCAGAUGAUCGUCGGCAAUAUCACACGUUAUCCGGAUUUCCAAGGUUGCAGCGAGAUGAUUCCAGAAUCUCUGAUGAAAGCCCUCAUCUGGAACCCAUACAUAUGUCCCGCCGUUGUACUUUCGAAUUCGGAGCAGGAGAGAUGCGAAAAUGCAACAACCAGCGCAUCCGGGCUGUCGGUUGCUGAUUGGGCUCGCAGCGUUUCCCUGUUCUUAUCGAAUGCUUCUUUAGAAGACCCAGUCAUUGGGUCUCUUCGCAAAGUUCUCAACGUGACCCCUGGCUUAGCAGUGCAGCUGUUGCCAUACGUGGUUCAUGAUGUUCUGCUGUCAGAAAAAGAUGAUAAAGGCGAAAGGGUAGGGGUCCGAGAAGAUAUCUCAGCUGCUUUCCGACAGGUGUUAUCUGAGGCUGGCGAGGAAACAUUACCCCACGCUCAGCUUGUGAUCAACUGCAUUCUCUACCUUCGUGAUCAACCUGUGCCAGAUGAGUCAACUAUAGUCCAGCGCGAUAAAUGGCUUGAUAUUGACUUUGGUGAGGCUUCUUUGGCUGCACAUCGCUGCGGUUUGCAUAAAACCUCGCUGCUCUUCCUGGAAAUACAAACAUCCCGAGUGGCUGCAACAUCUCGUCGGUCAUCUGUCGUUAAAUACGAGCCACCGCCUGCUUUGCUGCAUGAUGUUUUCAAAAACAUUGAUGACCCGGACUUGUUCUAUGGCAUUCAGCAGAGCUCAUCUUUGAGCAGCGUUAUGGAACGGCUAGAGUACGAAAGCUCUGGAUUCAAAAAUCUCCUGUUCCAGAGUGCAAAAUACGACAGUGAAAUCCAGAUGUCUGACAAUGGAGAAUCAUACGGAGUCUUGAAGGCUUUGAAUGCUACAAACCUCCAGGGCAUUGCCAAUACGAUGCUCUCUGCCUCCAGUAGUGCAAACGAUGCGCCUGUCGCCUUUGACAGCAUGUUGCAGGCUGCAACUAGUCUUCAAAAAUGGGAUAUUCCAGUAUCACCUUUGGAUUCAUCCCCGUCUGCCACUGUAUUCCGUACAUUCCAAAGUCUCAAUACCUCAGGCUCUCUGCUCGAGGUCGCUGGCUCAAUUGAAAACGGUCUGUUGACAACACUGGGUUCUCUUCUCAAAACCAGCAGAUCCGCUAUUCAGUUGCGAAGCUCAAUGCGCGCAUUGGGAAUUAUGACUGAAAUCAGCGACACUUUGCAAUCCGCGAGUUCUGAAGAUAUGGAGGAAGGGUGGCAAAAUAUUAUGGCUAGAAGUAGCUGGUUGAAAACCGAGAGAGAGAGCAGCUAUCACGAAGUUGGAGAAAUUCUAUCAUGGCAUGAGGCGUUGUUUUCAUCAGUCAGGAAGAAUGACAUCCUCAAGUCACGGGCAAAACUGAGUCUCGGGGAUUCACGACUUCUGGAAGCGAAAGUCAUUCGACGAUCCCUGGAAAUCACAAGAACUCACGGUAUCUCCCAGGCAUCACUCAAAUCUGCAAUGAGCCUUUCAAAGCUUGCCGAACCGUGCGCAGCGUUGGGAAUGAACAUUGACGGCGCUUCAAAAUUCGACCUUGCCAAUGUUUUGUGGGAUCAAGGAGAGAUGACCGCGUCCAUUCGCAUGCUCCAGCAACUGAAGGGCCAGAAUGACCUUCAUAAGCAGGCAAUCCCCCUCAGUCGGGCUGAACUUCUCGUCACUUUGGGUCACUACGUCGCUGAAGCACGCUUAGAAAAGCCCGACUCGAUUCUUCAAGAGUACCUAUAUCCUGCAGUCAAGGAAUUGAAAGGAAACUCCGAUGGAGAAGAGGCUGGACGGGUCUAUCACGGGUUUGCAACCUUUUGUGAUCAGCAGCUACUGAACCCUGAUGGACUUGAAGAUUUCAAGCGAGUAGAACAACUGCGUGAUCGCAAGGAGAAAGAAGUUCUCGGUCUGGAGGAGAUGAUGAAGAAUGCCACAGGCAAGGAGAGAGAAUACUUGAAGAACUAUCGGGCCAAAGCAAAGCAAUGGUUUGACCUUGACGACCGCGAAUAUCAACGUUUGCUGCGAAGUCGGGAGGCUUUCCUCCAGCAGUGCCUCGAAAAUUACCUUCUCAGUUUGAGGGAAAGCGAUACUUACAACAAUGAUGCUCUACGUUUCUGCGCACUCUGGCUUGACAAAUCAGACAGUGAGACUGCAAAUUCAGCUGUUUCUCGGUAUCUCAACGAGGUACCCAGCCGGAAGUUUGCGCCAUUAAUGAACCAGCUAUCAUCUCGCCUACUUGAUGUUUCCGAUGAAUUUCAGAAAAUACUCACUCAAUUGGUGUUCAGAAUAUGUGUUGAGCAUCCUUUCCAUGGCAUGUACCAAAUUUUCGCUAGCAGCAAGUCCAAGGGAGGGAAGGAUCAGUCUUCUCAUUCGCGUUUCCGUGCUGCAAAUCAGCUUGUGGAUCGUCUAAAGAACGAUAGUCACAUCGGUCAGACUUGGAUUGCUGUGCACAAUGUGAACAUCAGCUAUGUGCGAUUUGCAGUCGACAAACCAGACAGCAAAUACAAAAGUGGUGCUAAAGUUCCGCUGAAGAACUUGACUACUGGCCAGCGUCUUGGACAAGAUGCCAUCACCUACAAACUACCACCACCGACAAUGAAGAUCGACCUCCGUGCAGAUUGCGACUACAGUCACGUUCCUACAGUCACGAAGUUCCACCCUGAAUUCACGAUUGCUUCCGGCGUUAGUGCCCCGAAAAUUGUGACCGCCGUUGCAUCCAACGGCGAGCGCUACAAGCAAUUGUAUAAGGGAGGAAAUGACGACCUGAGACAAGAUGCUAUCAUGGAGCAAGUGUUUGAGCAAGUCAGCAGUCUUCUGAGAGACCACCAACCCACACGCCAGCGAAACCUAGGCAUCCGAACAUACAAGGUCCUCCCAUUGACACCAAGUGCAGGAAUUAUUGAGUUCGUUCCGAACACAAUUCCUCUUCACGACUACCUAAUGCCCGCACAUCAAAGAUACUUCCCAAAGGACAUGAAACCCAACUCUUGCCGGAAACACAUCGCCGAUGUGCAGACCAAAUCCUUUGAGCAACGCGUCAGAACCUACCGACAGGUGACUGAGCACUUCCACCCAGUAAUGAAGUAUUUCUUUAUGGAGAAGUUUAACAACCCCGACGACUGGUUUAGCAAGCGGCUAGCCUACACACGAAGUACCGCUGCGAUAUCUAUCCUUGGUCAUGUCCUCGGCCUCGGCGAUCGACAUGGACAUAAUAUUCUCCUAGAUGAGAAGACCGGAGAGGUGGUGCACAUUGAUCUCGGUGUAGCCUUUGAACAAGGCCGUGUACUACCUGUUCCUGAGGUAGUUCCGUUCCGUUUGACGCGCGAUUUGGUUGAUGGAUUUGGCAUCACUAAAACCGAAGGCGUUUUCCGGCGCUGUUGCGAAUUUACCCUGGAAGCACUGCGUCAAGAAUCGUACAGCAUAAUGACGAUCCUUGAUGUUUUACGUUAUGACCCAUUGUAUAGCUGGACUGUCUCCCCGCUUCGGGUUAAGAAAAUGCAGAUGCAGGACAAUCAAGCCAGUGAUGGACCUCCAGCUCUGCCUGGUGCGGCUGACGCUCUCGUCUCGAAGAGCGAGAACGAGAAUGAGCCUAGUGAAGCUGAUCGUGCGUUGACAGUGGUGGCGAAAAAACUGAGCAAAACGCUCAGUGUCACUGCUACUGUCAAUGAAUUGGUGCAGCAGGCGUGUGAUGAAAGGAAUCUUGCCAUGUUGUACUGUGGCUGGGCGUCUUAUGCGUGA
This is a messenger RNA of Penicillium expansum, 6519 nucleotides long. It is a transcript of the gene atmA, whose product is annotated as DNA-binding protein kinase TEL1. The transcript is spliced from 5 exons. Gene Ontology annotation, molecular function: protein serine/threonine kinase activity; protein binding. Bases 1 to 6519 code for a protein of 2172 amino acids. Gene Ontology annotation, biological process: DNA repair. Lineage: Eukaryota; Fungi; Ascomycota; Eurotiomycetes; Eurotiales; Aspergillaceae. The record is from RefSeq and is a predicted model, not a curated record.